Phaeodactylum tricornutum CCAP 1055/1 is the source of this 1101-nucleotide messenger RNA. RefSeq lists its product with no specific name. Gene Ontology annotation, biological process: ubiquitin-dependent protein catabolic process. Gene Ontology annotation, cellular component: proteasome core complex, alpha-subunit complex; proteasome core complex. The coding region runs from base 149 to 958 and encodes 269 amino acids. Lineage: Eukaryota; Bacillariophyta; Bacillariophyceae; Surirellales; Neidiaceae. The transcript is spliced from 2 exons. The record is from RefSeq and is a predicted model, not a curated record.
CACUAACAGCCAGAUUACUUACCGUUACGGUAACAGGUUUGGCGUUGGUAGGCACACACAGGUAUAUCUGGCGCUACCCUGUUCUGGAUACUCUCUCUAUACAUUUACAAAUAGAAACAGUAUCGACUAGUCACUCUCCAAGUGUAGCAUGUUUCGCAAUCAAUACGAUACGGAUGUGACGGUGUGGAGUCCGGAAGGACGACUCUUGCAGGUCGAGUACGCCAUGGAAUCGGUCAAGCAAGGAUCCGCCUGCGUAGGACUACGCUCGGACUCCAUUUGCGUUUUGGGUGCGCUCAAACGUUCCGUAUCCGAGCUCAGUAGUCACCAGAAGAAGCUCUUGCACAUUGACGACCACAUUGCCGUUGGCAUUGCCGGACUCACCGCGGACGCGCGUUCACUCGCCAAGUCUCUCCAGAGCGAGUGUCUCAACCACAAGUACGUCUACGGGACGCCCAUCCCGCCGCAUCAGCUCAUGGCCGACCUCGCCGACAAGCACCAGCGGACCACGCAAACCUACGUCCGUAGACCCUUUGGAGUUGGACUCCUCGUCGCCAGUGUCGAUACCACCCGCCAAACACCGCACUUGUACCAAACCUGUCCCAGCGGGAACUUGUACGAAUUCGUCGCAUCCGCCAUUGGCGCACGAUCCCAAUCCGCACGCACCUAUCUCGAAAAACACGUGGACGACUUGGCCAACGCCACCCGCGAUCAACUCAUCGUACACGCACUGCAAGCCCUCACCGGAUGUGUCUCGGGAGACGAUGAACUCACACCCGACAACGGGUCCAUCGUUGUUGUUGGAAAGGACAUCCCCUACACCAUGAUUGAAGGAGCCGACUUGCAACCCUUUUUGGACCAGUUGGAAACACGAGAAACGCCGGACGACGAUGAUGACGGCGACGCACCCGACGAAGCGGAGAGUCCACUAGUGCCGGAGCCCCAAGCCAUGGAAACCUAACUGGUGUCGAAUCAUACCCAGCUUUCUACAGGGCCUCCGAACGAUUCCGGUCGGUAAUUGGGGCGCGUUGCCGUUCCAGAUAGGAUUUCCAAUUCACACUUGCCUACUAAUGUAGGGUCAUACCUAGCCUUGCAGUCUACACU